AUGGCGAAGGGAGGAGAGGGCCCGGCGAUCGGCAUCGACCUGGGCACCACCUACUCGUGCGUGGGCGUGUGGCAGCACGACCGGGUGGAGAUCAUCGCCAAUGACCAGGGCAACCGCACCACGCCCUCCUACGUCGGCUUCACCGACACCGAGCGCCUCAUCGGCGACGCCGCCAAGAACCAGGUCGCCAUGAACCCCACCAACACCGUCUUCGAUGCCAAGCGGUUGAUCGGAAGGCGGUUCACCGACCCGUCCGUGCAGAGCGACAUGAAGCUGUGGCCGUUCAAGGUCAUCCCAGGCCCUGCUGACAAGCCGAUGAUCGUCGUCCAGUACAAGGGUGAGGAGAAGCAGUUCGCCGCCGAGGAGAUCUCCUCGAUGGUGCUCAUCAAGAUGAAGGAGAUCGGUGAGGCCUACCUCGGCACCACCAUCAAGAACGCUGUCGUCACGGUGCCGGCCUACUUCAACGACUCGCAGCGGCAGGCCACCAAGGACGCCGGGGUCAUUGCCGGCCUCAAUGUGAUGCGCAUCAUCAACGAGCCCACUGCCGCCGCCAUCGCCUACGGCCUGGACAAGAAGGCCAGCAGCUCCGGCGAGAAGAACGUGCUUAUCUUCGACCUUGGUGGCGGCACCUUCGACGUGUCGCUGCUCACCAUCGAGGAGGGCAUCUUCGAGGUGAAGGCCACCGCCGGCGACACCCACCUCGGCGGCGAGGACUUCGACAACCGCAUGGUGAACCACUUCGUCCAGGAGUUCAAGCGCAAGCACAAAAAGGACAUCAGCGGCAACCCUCGCGCGCUGCGCCGGCUGCGCACGGCCUGCGAGCGCGCCAAGCGCACCCUUUCGUCCACCGCGCAGACCACCAUCGAGAUCGACUCGCUGUACGAGGGCGUCGACUUCUACUCGACCAUCACCAGGGCCCGGUUCGAGGAGCUCAACAUGGACCUGUUCCGGAAGUGCAUGGAUCCCGUGGAGAAGUGCCUGCGCGACGCCAAGAUGGACAAGAGCACCGUGCACGACGUCGUGCUCGUCGGCGGCUCCACCCGCAUCCCCAAGGUGCAGCAGCUGCUCCAGGACUUCUUCAACGGCAAGGAGCUGUGCAAGAACAUCAACCCCGACGAGGCCGUGGCCUACGGCGCCGCCGUGCAGGCCGCCAUCCUCAGCGGCGAGGGCAACGAGAAGGUGCAGGACCUGCUCCUGCUCGACGUCACGCCGCUGUCCCUCGGCCUGGAGACCGCCGGCGGCGUGAUGACGACGCUCAUCCCGCGGAACACCACCAUCCCGACCAAGAAGGAGCAGAUAUUCUCCACCUACUCGGACAACCAGCCGGGCGUGCUGAUCCAGGUCUUCGAGGGCGAGCGCGCGCGGACCAAGGACAACAACCUGCUGGGCAAGUUCGAGCUGUCCGGCAUCCCCCCGGCCCCCCGCGGCGUGCCCCAGAUCACCGUCUGCUUCGACAUCGACGCCAACGGCAUCCUGAACGUGUCGGCCGAGGACAAGACCGCCGGCGUGAAGAACAAGAUCACCAUCACCAACGACAAGGGGCGGCUGAGCAAGGAGGACAUCGAGAAGAUGGUGCAGGAGGCGGAGCGGUACAAGGCCGAGGACGAGGAGCUGAAGAAGAAGGUGGAGGCCAAGAACGCGCUGGAGAACUACGCCUACAACAUGAGGAACACCGUCAAGGACGACAAGAUCGCGUCCAAGCUCCCGGCCGCCGACAAGAAGAAGAUCGAGGACGCCAUCGACGGCGCCAUCAGCUGGCUCGACACCAACCAGCUCGCGGAAGCGGACGAGUUCGAGGACAAGAUGAAGGAGCUGGAGGGCGUCUGCAAUCCUAUCAUCGCCAAGAUGUACCAGGGCGCAGGGCCGGACAUGGGUGGCAUGGGCGGUGCCGCCGGCAUGAAUGAGGAUGCGCCGGCCGGCGGAAGCGGUGCGGGGCCCAAGAUCGAGGAGGUCGAUUAA
Triticum turgidum subsp. durum (durum wheat) is the source of this 1959-nucleotide messenger RNA. Lineage: Eukaryota; Viridiplantae; Streptophyta; Magnoliopsida; Poales; Poaceae. The record is from the annotation of a GenBank genome assembly.